ACCUAAACAAAGAGGAAAAGAGUUCGGAUCUGGAUAGGGUUGUCGGAUCAUUUGCUCAACCCAACGCCUCCUUUUCGUAGAAACAAUAGUCAAAAGCUCGGUGAUACUGAACGGUCGAUUGCUCUCCGUUAUGGUGCCUUCUGCAACUGCUAUUCUUCUCAGGAGGUUCAUCUCCUCGAGCAGACAAGGUAAUCUUCCGUCCCUAUCGUCUUUUUCUACUACAACUCAUCUCUUCCGAUCUCUACAAACCCUAACUUCCAUACCUUCCGAACCCGAAUACAACAAUUUCCUUGGAGAAAACGAAGCAGGAGCUUCCAAGGACGACUACUUCGCUGCCAUCCACCACAUCUCCAACAUCGUUCGCCGCGAUUUCUACUUGGAACGGACCCUCAACAAACUUCAAAUCAAUGUCACAUCCGAACUCGUUUACAGAGUUCUCAGAAGCUGCAGUAAGUCCGGCAUUGAAUCCUUCCGUUUCUUCAACUGGGCUCGGAACCAGCCCCGCUACGAACCGACCUCCAUUGAAUACGAAGAACUUAUCAAAACCCUAGGACGAACCCGUAACUGGGAAACCAUGUGGAAGAUCGCAGAACAGAUGAAAAAGCAAGAACUUGUCCUCACUCCUGAGACCUUCUCGUUGAUUAUCGAGUCCUAUGGCAGGCACGGGCUUGUUGAUCAGGCGGUUGAGGUAUUUAAUCGGAUGAGGAACUUCAAUUGCCCUCAGACCACAGAGGUCUAUAAUUCCUUGCUUUACUCUCUCUGCGAGGUUAAGAAUUUUGAAGGGGCUUAUGCUUUGAUCAGGCGGAUGGUACGGAAGGGAGGCGUUCCUGAUAAGAAGACUUAUGCCAUUCUUGUUAAUGGGUGGUGCUCAGCUGGAAAGCUCAAAGAAGCACAGGAAUUCUUGGAAGAGAUGAGUAGAAAGGGUUUCAAUCCUCCUGUUCGUGGUCGUGAUCUUUUGAUAGAAGGUUUGCUCAAUGCGGGUUAUCUCGAAUCAGCGAAGGGAUUGGUUAGGAAGAUGACUAAAGAAGGGUUUUUGCCGGAUAUAGCGACGUUUAAUGCUCUUUUGCAAGCUAUUUGCAACUCUGGAGAGGUAGAUUUCUCUAUUAAUCUUCUGCAUGAUGUUUGCAGAUUGGGGCUUUGUCCUGAUACUAACACUUACAAGAUCAUGAUACCGGCUGUAUCGAAAGUGGGUAGGAUUGAUGAAGCAUUUAGGCUUCUCAAUUGCUCAAUCGAGGAAGGUCACAAGCCAUUUCCAAGUUUAUAUGCUCCAAUUCUUAAAGCACUUUGCCGGAUAGGUAAAUUUGAUGAUGCAUUUAGCUUUUUCAGUGAUAUGAAGGCCCAGGGUCAUCCACCGAAUCGGCCUGUUUAUACAAUGUUGAUAAAGAUGUGUGGGCGUGGUGGGAGAUUUGUUGAAGCUGCCAAUUAUUUGGUCGAGAUGACUGAAUUAAAUAUGUCCCCCAGGCUGCAGAGCUUCGAUAUGGUUACUGAUGGAUUGAAGAACUGUGGGAAGCAUGACCUGGCUAAGAGGAUUGAGCAGUUAGAGUUAUCUCUUCGUGGGGUUUGACUGAGACUCGGAAAUUUAUAAAUAGAUUUUUCUCAAGAUGGCUGCCAUGCUAUUCUUUCCAUCAUUUGAGUUCAAUGCUGAGGGGAAUACUUACUGGGAAUUUUGAGAUGGCAGCUGCGUGGCAGGAAUGCUGGUGGGUAUAUGUUACAAAUUGGUGUAUUUAAAGGAUGACGGGGAGGCUGACCACAAUCUACAUUGAAGUGCCAAGAGAACACGAGUAAAUAUUCAAGGCCUUAAAUAGAGUGUGAUGGUGGAGCAGGAUUCUGCCUAGCUGACUGCUAGUAGUUGGGAUAAAGCUUAAGCUUGAAUUGGGUUUAAAAAUACAAGUUGCAUUGGACAAUGAUGGCUGGAGAGGCUUGUGAUCUUGAAUACGGUACUGCAUAAAUAAGCUGGCAAGUUUGAACUUAAUGGGCAUCAUUUGAUAUCAAUUGUUUCAAGGGUGCAACAGGUACUGUUUGGAUUGGGAUUCCUUCUUGUUGUCCUCUUGGCUUGGGACGUACCUGUCUCAUUAGAUACUGAAUUGAAACUACCAUAAGAAAUUAUAAGUGGAUGAUUGCUGGUAUGUUAUACAGGGUGCAGCAAGUAUUGUUUGGAUUGGGAUUCCACAUGGACUGAUGACUCUUAUGAUGUAGGCAUGAUAUUAAGUUCAGAAAUCCAUUUGGAAAUGCUGUACAUAAUAUUUUUUGGGUCUAGGUUUUGGGACAUGAAAUUUAAAGCAUUGCCACAAAAAAAAUAUUAAUGAUAAGAAAGAAUGGACAUGAAUACAGCCAA
Molecule: messenger RNA, 2335 nt
Organism: Macadamia integrifolia
Lineage: Eukaryota; Viridiplantae; Streptophyta; Magnoliopsida; Proteales; Proteaceae
Product: pentatricopeptide repeat-containing protein At5g18390, mitochondrial
Exons: 4
Coding region: 131-1564 (477 amino acids)
Biological process (GO): RNA splicing
Molecular function (GO): protein binding
Source: RefSeq, a predicted model, not a curated record